Molecule: messenger RNA, 5238 nt
Organism: Lontra canadensis (Northern American river otter)
Lineage: Eukaryota; Metazoa; Chordata; Mammalia; Carnivora; Mustelidae
Gene: PLEKHG4B
Product: pleckstrin homology and RhoGEF domain containing G4B
Molecular function (GO): guanyl-nucleotide exchange factor activity
Source: RefSeq, a predicted model, not a curated record
GGAGCGGGGCGCGUGGACCGUGGCCUUUAUGGGAACGUUUUCCUCCAAGGUCGGACAAAGGCGGCGCCACCAUGGCUCGCAGCGCGGCCGACAAAGUCUCCGGCACCGAGGAUCUGGAAUCCCUUGACACCUAUAUCCAGAACACACUGUCUGCCCUCUACCCACCUUUUGAGGCCACGGCAGCCACGGUUCUCUGGCAGCUGUUCAGCGUGGCAGAGAGACUCCACGGUGGGGAUGGGCUGCGCUGCCUCACUGACUUCCUCAUCCCAGCCAAGAGGGCCCUACAGCACCUGCAGCAGGAAGCCUGUGCCAGGUACACAGGCCUCAUCUUCGUGCACGAAGGCUGGCCGCUGUGUGUCCGUGAGAAGGUGGUGGUGCAGCUCGCAUCCCUCCGUGGAGUCAGGCUCAGGCCCGGGGACUUCUACCUGCAGGUCACGUCAGGGCGGAAGCGGUCAGCCAGACUGGUUUUAAAAUGCCUCUCCCAGCUUGGACGGGGCUCAGAGGAAUUCACUGUCCCAGAGGCCAUGUACGGCUGCGUCUUCACGGGAGCGUUCCUGGAAUGGCUGAACGGGGAGCGGACCACUGUCCCCUUACAAAACUGCUUGCUGACCUCAGGCUCCGCCGUCUUCCGCACCCCAUGGAGCAGUGUCACAGACCCCAUCUUUGUACCUACAUUCGGAACUGCCCUGCCCCACUGCAGCUGUCCCGGGCCUGAGUGGCCGCCCCCACGAAGCACCUCCACGGCUCUGGCCCCGGUGUCAGCAGUGGCCAACACCCGUCCCCGGGAGGCCACCCCUUCCAGUAGCACUGCAGCCCUGCCCCACUGGCAAAGGCAUCCUGGCGGUGACCAGCCCAGCCUCCAACCUUCUCCAGGAAGAGCUGGGUGGGAAGGCCCUCGGAGCCCGUUUGGGAGCUCCAACGGAGGCCUUGUAGGGGUUGGGCCCUCAGAGCUGGGCCCACGGGAAGGACCAAGCGGGAGCCUGGAUGCCACAGACAAAAGGGACAGCCCCAAGUCCCUCACUGUCUGUGAGGACAUGGGAAGCCCAAGCUCCAGAAGGCAGUUGCCCAGGGACCCAGCCAGCGUGGAGAGCAAACGUUGGUUCAGGACGUCCUACAUGGAGGCGCUGCGGAACCCCAUGCCCCUGGGCUCCAGUUCUGAAGAGUCCCUUGGAGACGAGGCCUGCAGCUCCCAGACCAUGGGGGCCAGAACAGCAGCCAGCCCAGCCCCAAAGGAAACGCCCAGCCCAUGGGGAGACUCCAUGGGGAUCCCAAGUCGGGAAAAAUGUCCAGGAGCCACAAGGAGCACCCUUCCCAGGAGGUCUCGGUCCUGGGACAGGUCCCUCAGGAGCCGGCAAGGCGACACCCGGCGGGCCUCCCACCACUCAGUCGGCUGCAGGCUGGGAGGUCUCUCAGGAGGACAAGCUGAGGGGACCAGAAGCGCACGCUCCGGCCGCUCACCCCACACCGGGGCCCAGAGUCCAGGUCUCGCUGGUGCCGACGCAGACAGCAGCCCCUACCGUGGGCCCGAUCCUGGCUGGGUUCCAGAUGUGCCUGAGCCGCUGUGCCCCGAGGGAGGAGGACAGCCACCCAGCACGGGAGACGUGUCCAACCAGAUGCCCAGGCAGGUGCUGGAGGUCAGCCGGGAGCUCCUGCAGUCGGGGAUCCUCGCCCUCCCCGGGACCCGAGACCACCAAGGAAGGGCCGUGGUGCAGGUCUGCACGAGGGGCCCGCUCUGGUCCAGCAGACACGUCUCCAGCGCCGAGCUGACCCGCCUGCUGCUGUACUUCCAUGGCAUCCCCAGGAAGGAGGUGCGGGAGCUGGGGCUGGUCGUCGUGGUGGACGCUCGUGAGGGUCCAGCUGCCCCUGCUCUCUUCCAGGCUCUGGCAGUGCUGCAGAGCACAUCUCCUCCCAUAAUUCAUAGUAUUGUGCUGUUGGUGAAUAAAGAAUCGGGAUUUAGGCCUGACAAGGAUGGAACAAUUCAGUGUGAGGUAGUGGGCUCCCUGAAGGCCUUGCACAAGCUGGUUGACAGCUCACAGCUGACCGCAGACCUUGAUGGCUCCUUUCCCUACAGCCACAGUGCCUGGAUCUGCUUCCGUAGGAAGCUGGAGCCUUUCACCACAAAUUGCGAGGAUGCCAUUGUUUUCCUACAGAAAUCAGUCCUCUCCCUGAAUACCCCCCGGACCCUGAGCACAGCACAGGAGGUCACAGACCUAAUUGGCAAGCACAAAGCAAUGAUGAAGUGUGUGCUAGAAGAUGCCCUCCUGGUGGCCCUCCGACUAGAGGGUGGCGCCGUGCUGGCGCGGCUGAGGACGGAGCAGCUGGGCAUCAGCCAAGACUGCCGGGAUGCCAUCGAGGCCGCCUCCAGGCUGUACAGCCAAGUGGACGAAGAGGUACAUCGGCUUGUCCUCGCCUCUAACAGGCGUCUGCAGGAGCUGGAGAGGCUGCAGGGAGUGAGGGCACUCCAGGAGCGACAAGGCCAGGUGGAUGAGUGGAGGCAGCAGAGCCAUGAGCGCCUGGAGCUCCGGGGCCCAGAGCCGGGCACAGCAUGUGUGCAGAGCUGUCCCCAGGAGGCCGCAGAGCUGAUGGUGCAGAGCUUCCCCGAGGCCAGCACGGCAGCGGUGGCCCUGGGUGGCCCAAAGGUGCUGCAGCAGCAGCACCCCUUAGAGCUGCAGACCCAACUCCGCUUCCAAGAGGCCCUGUCUGGGGUUGGCCCAGACCCUGGCACUCCGCCUCUAGACCAGACAGCUCUGGAGCCUGAACUGGCCCCGGAAGCUGAGAGGAGGCACCGUGAGCUGUCCCGGGCCCCACCCCCUGACCCGGAGGGCCGCACUGGGCAGCAGGCCCAGCUGCUGUCUGGCCUCCCUAGACGAGCCCCUCCGUGCAGGCAGGAGACCGAGCCCCUGGCCCCAGCCAUGCCUUCCCCACAGGACAGCACCCCCUCCUCCUCCGAGCCCAUCCAGACACCCACCACCCACCCCAGGAAACAGCCCCUGAAGAAAAUGAUGAGGAAAACACGAAGCUUUGAGAUCGCACAGCUUGACAGUGGGCCCAGGGACGCCCCCUGGCCAGGCCACACCAGGGUCUUCAUCGGGGGCCUAGAGGUGACCAGCACCGUGGCCUCUGAGAAGAAGCCCCCACCGAGGCCACAUGCUGAGAGCCCCCUGGUCACUCGGAACCGGAGUCUGUCCUCUCCCUCCAGGACCCACCCCUCCGAGGAGGACGGAAGGAGGCGAGCAGGAAGCAGCCGCCAGCAGCACAUAAUGGCCGAGAUGGUCUCCACGGAGAGGGAGUACGUUAGGUCCCUAGGGUACGUCAUCGACAACUACUUUCCAGAAAUGGAAAGAACAGACCUGCCCCAGGCCCUUCGAGGGAAGCGCAGCGUUGUUUUUGGGAACCUGGAGAAGCUCUAUGACUUCCACGGCCAGCGUUUCCUGGCAGAGCUGGAGCGCUGCCAGCCCUGCCCACUAGCAGCGGGCCGCGGGUUCCUGAGACACGAGGAAGAGUUCAGCAUGUACGCACUCUACAGCAAGAACAAGCCCCAGUCAGACGCCCUGCUCUGCGGCCACGGAAACGCCUUCUUCAAGGACAAGCAGCAGCAGCUGGGCGACAAGAUGGACUUGGCCUCCUACUUGCUGAAGCCCGUGCAGCGUAUGGGCAAGUACUUGCUGCUGCUGCAGGACCUGGUCCGGGAGGCUGGCGGCAGCCCCGCCGGGGAGCAGGAGCUGCGCGAGCUCCAGGCCGCCGCAGACGUGGUCCGUUUCCAGCUGCGUCACGGCAACGACCUGCUGGCCAUGGACGCCGUCCGAGGCUGUGACGUGAGUCUGAAGGAGCAGGGGCCGCUGAGAUGCCAGGACGAGUUCAUCGUGUGCUGCGGGAGGAGGAAGCACCUGAGGCACGUGUUCCUCUUCGAAGACCUCAUCCUGUUUAGCAAGACCAGGAAGGUGGAAGGGGGUUACGACACCUACACGUACAAGCAGUCCUUCAAGACGGCGGAGAUUGGGAUGACGGAGAAUGUUGGAGACAGCGGCUUAAGGUUUGAGAUCUGGUUCCGCAGGCGGCGGAAGUCCCAGGACACCUACAUUCUCCAAGCCAGCUCUGCAGAGGUCAAGUCGGCCUGGACCCAUGUGAUAGGGCAGAUCCUGUGGCGGCAGGCUCUGAGGAACAGAGGUGGGCAGAAGAGGGCCAUGUUGUCAUAAUCUGCUCCGGGACAGCUUAGGCCCACUGCUCUCUGCCUCACCUUCGUCAAAGUGUCGUGCCCCUCUGGACACAGGGCUGAUGGUCCGCCCGUGGCCUCCCUGGAGGAGAGGGCCAUCCCCAUCAGGCGCCGCGCUCCUUGUGCCAGGACUCCCCUAGGUUUCCUGCUCCUGGAAGUUGGCCCCCUUGGUUGGUCCUCUCCUCUGCCCCCCCCCCAUUUCCCCCCUGGGCCCCCCCCCCGUUCACACCCGCCAGGCGGCGUUUCACCCGGUCCGGCUGCUACAGAUGCCGUCUGCAUGGCCACCCCUCCAAGCCGGCUUUGCUCUGACUGCCCAGGCAGGAGAAACCCUAAGGGCCCCAGUGUCCUAACAUGGAAGCACGACCUCCUGACCUUUCUCAGCGGCCACCUGGCCAGUGUUUUGGCCUGUCGUCAGAGACGCAGCACGGCCUCCCCCAGCAGCUUCCUCCAGAGGGCAGAGAACCCCAUGCACACGCGCAUACACGCAUGUCCACACUCGCACAUGCAACUCAGAAUGCGAGAAAUGGUGUCCAUGGGGAUAGGCAACAAGCCGUUCAUGGACAUCCAGCCCAGCGAUGCAGCCAUAAGUGAUCGGGCUGUCAAGAAGGGAGCAGAGUUACAGACCCGAGCAUCCGUGGUUGUGCCCCUCUGUGACCAUGCUGCCCCCUUUAAGAGACCACACUCCACCAUCUCAGACAGCAGUACCUCCUCGGGCAGUCAGUCAUCCUCGGCCCUGGGGCCACUGAGCCCGAAGUCAUCAGCCAGCCCAGCCCUGCUGAGCUCCACCCACUGGCCCUGGCCGGCUGACUUGCACGCCUGCUUCCAGGAGGAGGAGGAGCUGGAACAGGAGCCCGGCAGCCCGCCUUCCCCGCUGACCAAGGGCACGUCAUCGGGGGACAGUGGCCUCGGGCUCCCAGAGCUGUUCUCUGAGGAGGGCCCCAGGAGGGGCGCACAGGUGCCCACGCUCAGCCAGCACACCACGAUGCUGUGAUGUGUUGGGAAGAGGCUCAGGCCCUCCAGGGAGA